AGAGAGAGAGAGACGCUGCAGGGAUAGAACUGCUCUUCUCUUCAUUCUCAAGGGACGUGCUAUUUCGAGCAGAGAUGACACGUCCGUUUACCUUCAGCUCGAUUUAUUUUUGUGGCUUUUACGCCCAUUAAUAUUUCACUCGCAUGCAUGAGGAAGGGAGGGAUGGGAGAACAUCUCUCGGCCUGACAGGAUGGCACAUGGAGGGCAGGACAGAUGCUCGCUGUAACAAAAAGGCUGCCUUUUUCCUUUGGCCACCAUAAAAACUCUGCGUGUGUGUGUGUGUGUGUGUGUGUGUGUGUGUGUGUGUGUGUGUGUGUGUGUGUGAGAGUGAGCCAAAGACCCAAAGACCAACCAGACUGCAUCCUGAGCAGAAUGGACAGAUGAGGUCAGGAUAGUUCACAUUCGGAGGAAAAAAAGAGAACGAUUCACCAUCAGGGCCUGACAGAAAGACAAAUAGAACCCCCUACCUUCCCUCCCUUUCUUUUAUAUCAUGGCUUUCCAUCACUCCCUUUUCUCAACCCCCUCCUUCUUGGUGGGAAAAAAAAAAGUUCAAGAAAGUAAACAGGACAGCACGAGACCAUGGAGAACUGAGAACAGUGACUCGAAAAGGAUCAGCUCCAGGACGGACUGACUGACCUCCAGCAGAAGCCAGCAGAGAGAGGUAUCCAAUCAACCAAAAAGUCAGGAAUACCUGCUCCACGGGACAUCCCCCAGUCCAUUUCCCGAGACCGCACUCCACUAAGAGACCAGUUUAGGACCUCUUCGACCAAAAAGAUGAUCCCCAGCGCUAGCACCUCCAGCCUGUCUGCUCUAGCGAAGCAUUCCCGCAAUUCUGUCAAGUCUAAGGUUGAAGCCGAAAGUGCAGACAGGGCCCUCCUGGAGUGUCAGGUGAAAGAACUGCUUGCGGAGGCCAAGGCCAAAGAUUUUGAGAUUAGCAAGUUACGGAUGGAGCUGCAAAGGUGCAGAGGAAAAGGCUCUCCACAGGAGGCUGGCACACCAGAUGAGACGUCAGAGCGGGAACAGACCGAGGCACUCCCCACGGACACACAGACGCUAGUUGAGGAGAUUAAGGAGAAGAACAGCUGCUUUCUGAAAGAGUUGUCUGUCUUGCAGCAAGAGAAUCAGACCCUAAAGGAAAAGCUUAUCUUGUUGGAGAACUCUUCUGUCUCGUGUGGUAAUGCCAACACGAAUUCUACAUUGCUAGCCAGUCCAAGCAAACCCUCUGUCAAUGGGCUUGUACCUGAGAUUAGCAGCAACAAAAUGGCAGCAGGUGGACCAUUCAAGGGUAGUCCUGUUAAAACCUCGGUGUCAUCUGGUAGUGACGUUACCAAAGGGUCUCCGUCGCCAGACUAUUCAGAAUUUGAAAAGAUCCCAUCAUGCGCAGAUUCAGUCUGUAGCAGCACUAAGGGCGUUCCUCCCAGCCCCAAGGAACAAGAUAUAUCGAUUCAGUGUCUCACCCAGCGCAUUCAAAAAAUGGAGGAAAGCCAUCACAGCACAGCAGAGGAGCUUCAGGCCACUCUGCAAGAGCUCGCCGACCAGCAACAGGUUGUGCAGGAGCUCACGGCGGAGAAUGAGCGACUGUCCGAAGAGAAGAGCCUUUUGCAAACUUCCCUCCAGCAGCAGAGGGAGCGUGUGGAGCUACUGGCGCAGAAGAAUGAGACUUUGCUCCAGCGACUUCGAGAGCAAGUCCAAAGUCAGGAAGCCGAAGCCUCCCGCGCGUCCAGGGCUGCAGAGCUGGAACAGCGUCUGGCCGAGCAUUUGGAAAGCUCACGCUUCGAGAGGGAGAAACUGGUGGACAUUCAGCAGCAGCUCACAGGGAGCUUAAGAGUUUUGGAAAAAGAACAUCAGGAGGCCCAGGCUGCCGUGAGAGGUUUAAAAGACGAGAUGGAGAGCCUAAAAGAGCAGCUGGAAAGGGAGAUUGAAGCCGGGGCAGAGGCAACCAGGCUAGCGGCGGAGCAGCGUCAAGCUUCUGAGGCUCUAAGGGUGGAGAACGAGGGCUUGAAGGCCCAGGUCGAGACAGAGAGACAGAAGGUGUUAGAGCUGAAUGCCGUUCAGAGUGCUAGCAACAGCACAGAGCUGCAGGCCUUACUGAAAACCGCACGCACAGACAGAGACAAGCUGGAGCUCAGCUGUGCCGAGCUGAGACAGGAGCUGCUGCAGGCUCACAAGGACAUCGAGCACAUUCAAGGUUUGCUCAGUAAGGCUGAGGCAGACCAACAUAUGCAUCAAGAGAGAUUAGAGUCGCAGGAGCAAGAUCACAAAGCAAGCCUGCUUGCUCUGGAGGAGAAGACCCGAGAUGGGGAAACCCAGGUCAAAGACCUUAAAGAGACCAUUUUUGAGCUGGAGGACCAGGUGGAGCAGCAGCGGGCAGUUCAGUUACACACCAACCAGAUCAUCCUUGACUUAGAGAGUGAAAUCAAGCGGCUGGAGGAGCACAAGACUGAGCAGGACAAACAGUUAAAAGCCAUGAGCAAACAGAUGAAGGAUGAGACACAGGAAUGGCAGCGUUUUCAGGCCGACUUGCAGACGGCUGUGGUCGUAGCGAAUGACAUAAAGGUGGAGGCGCAGCAGGAGGUGCGGACACUGCGCAGACGACUGCAGGAGGAACAGGAGCGCAGUGCCAGGCUGGCUGCCGAACUUGAGCACAUACAGGGGGCCAGGUCACGAUCGGAGGAAGGAAAUCUCUCCGACUCAGACAGCAGUCCUCAGUGGUGUGCAAUUGCUAUGACCCAGAACGCACCUGGUAGCGAGAGCGAAAGCAGCACACCUUCGGAUCCAGGGGCCACUGUCAAAUCCCUCAUCAGGUCCUUUGACACAGCCGUCAAGAAUGGACCUACCAGUACAAUGCAGAUGUCUGGGUCUCCCAGAAGCCCCCUGAGUGGAAUUCCGGUCCGAACUGCAGCUGUGUCACCCAUACAGAGGCCUUCAUGUAUCAAGCCUCUGUCUAAAGCCCUGGAAAGAAGAAUCAACUUUGUGGAUUCCUCUCACUCAGUUGAUGAGUUGAAGCCUUCUUCUCUGAUGAGAAAGAGUCCGUCCCUCGAGUCAGUCGUCAAGACUCCAGCUGUGCUGAGCGGCAGAACAUCCUCAUUCACGUACAGCCGGGCCAACAGUAAGCUCAAUGUGGAAAGAACAGACCCUCUGGCCGCUCUGGCGCGGGAGUACGGGGGAUCUAAGAGGAACGCUCUACUGAAGUGGUGCCAGAAGAAAACGGAAGGCUAUCCGAAUGUAGAUGUGACUAACUUCAGUAGCAGUUGGAGUGAUGGUCUGGCCUUCUGUGCUCUACUACACACUUAUCUGCCUGCACACAUCCCUUAUCAAGAGCUCAUCAGCCAGGACAAGGGCCGCAAUCUGACCCUGGCCUUCCAAGCUGCUGAAAGUAUUGGGAUUAAACCCUCGCUGGACAUUGAUGAGCUGAUGCACACUGACAGACCAGACUGGCAGAGUGUCAUGCAGUAUGUUUCUCAGAUCUACAAGUAUUUUGAGACCUGACUCGUGAUGGAGGAAUGGCAAGCGGAAGGCACAGAAUGGAAGCAACAUUUUUUGCUCAUUUAGUUCCACACAUGUACAUCACCAUGUGGUAUUCAUGCAUUUACACACUCAUAUAUAUAUAUAUAUAUAUAUAUAUAUAUAUAUAUAUAUGAAACACAGAGCUGCUGCUCAGAUACCUUUGUUUUUUUUUUCUCACACAUUUCUAUAUUCUGGAACAGUGAUGUGGACCAGACCGUAUUUAUUACAGUUUGCUGAGUAAGGUACUUUUUUCCACAGUAGAAGCACGGUACAGAUAUUAGCGUUAUACUGUUUACAGAGAAUGGAUGAUUAUCCAUAGUAUUUUCAAGCAAAGUAUUUUUGGAGCCUUUAAUUCCCAGCCGGUUUGCUGGACGCAAACGCUAGCGGACUGUAAAAAGGGUCGUUAUUUUCUCAACCCUGUUUACCAAGUAUUAAUAUUAAGAAUUCACAUAUUUUUCUGAAAAGUCAGGUAGUGUGUAUAUAGUACGUAUAGACGAAACUGAAAUGUGACUUUAGGCAGGAUUACAUUCGACAGUAACAUGUCCGUCGUGUGGCGUUCGGUGCCGAACUAUCCUUCACACUAAAACACGCAUUACUGAAAAGCUUAGAAGCAAAUAAACAUGACUGUGUUUAAACCACGUG
Silurus meridionalis is the source of this 4149-nucleotide messenger RNA. RefSeq names its product sperm antigen with calponin homology and coiled-coil domains 1 (gene specc1). Bases 775 to 3489 code for a protein of 904 amino acids. The transcript has 13 exons. Gene Ontology annotation, cellular component: Golgi apparatus; microtubule organizing center; filamentous actin. Gene Ontology annotation, biological process: actin cytoskeleton organization. Gene Ontology annotation, molecular function: protein binding. The record is from RefSeq and is a predicted model, not a curated record. NCBI's taxonomy places the organism in Eukaryota, Metazoa, Chordata, Actinopteri, Siluriformes, Siluridae.